AUGGCCAGCGCUCUGACGUCUUCCCUCUCGAAGUUCAACCCGUUCGGUGGGAAGGGCAAGCAAGACGACGACGAAAAGGGCGAGGCUCUUGACCUCGACUCUUCCCUCCAGACCUUAUCAAAGAAGCACGUCACGAAAGACCAGCUGAAAGUCAGCAAAGCAUUACGCUCGUUUCUCGCACACGAAAGUGUCCUUUCAGAGCAGGACGCUGGUGUCGACUCAGACAAGCCGACCGAUGCGAUCCGAGAACUGCUGGAUCAGCCACACAUCCGUGUACCGACGAGUGUAAUUGACAGGAAGCAUCCGCUUGCUGAAUACUUCAUCAGCUCCUCUCACAACACGUACUUGACUGCACAUCAGUUGUACGGUGAGGCUGACCCUGUGGCUUAUCGGAUUGCGUUGAGCACUGGCUCACGAUGUGUGGAGAUCGAUGCCUGGGACAACGACGACGAUAAAGAAGAGCCAAAGGUCACGCACGGCUUCACUUUAGCGUCGAACGUCGCUUUCCGAAGGGUCUGCGAGGUCAUGCGAGAUGUCGUGGACAAGGAAGCUGCGGAGGGCGUUGGAGAGUCCGGCUAUGGAGCUGCGCCAAUCAUGCUCUCUUUGGAAAACCACUGCUCUGCUCACGGCCAACAAAGGCUUGCGCAAAUCAUGAAGGAGGUCUGGGGUGAUCGAUUGCUAAGCCAACGAGUUCGCGAUCAAGGCUCGGGCGAAGAGCAGGGCAGUGGCGAUCAAGUCACUCUUGCGGCCAUGGGGUCCAAGAUCGCAGUCAUUGUGGAGUACUUCUUCCCCGACCAGGAGAUUGAGUCCGACAGCGAAGACGACGAACAAGAAGGAGAAGCCGAGGCGCGUGCUCGCGAGAAGUACAAGAAGCAGAAGAAAGACGCGCCUCAGGAGGGCAUCAUCCCAGAGCUUGCUGAACUGGGCGUCUAUGCACAGUCGGUCAAGCCUCGCGACCAGUCCUGGCUGCAGGGCGAGCUACAAGGUGGUCCACACGACCACCUCAUCAAUGUCUCCGAAUCAGGUCUCGGCUCGCUCAUGGAAAAGAUGGCGAGCAACAUCAGCAAGCACAAUGCAAAACACCUCAUGCGUGUCUACCCGAAAGGAACCCGCAUCUCCUCGCAGAACCUCCAUCCAGUGCCUUUCUGGGGCGUGGGAGCACAAAUAUGUGCUUUGAACUGGCAGACGUUUGAUGCGGCCAUGCAGCUGAACGCAGCGCUGUUUGCGGGAACAGACGGCUAUGUCCUCAAGCCGGAGGCUCUCCGUUCCGGCGGCUCAGGCAAGCUUGGUGGAGGCAAGAAGAAGCAGCUGCGUCUAAGGGUUGCUGGUGCCACGGACGUACCCAUCCCAGAGGAUCGGGAAGCCAAGGACAUCAAGCCCUAUGUCACAUGCACCCUCCACCACCCAAGUGACCUCGAAAACGAGCCUCCCAAGAAGAAGACGGCAGCUUACAAGCAGCACAAGCUGGGUGUCAUGCACCGCGGUCUGAACCCGCCGAACAAGAAUCCGGUCUAUGAUGAGACGCUAGAGUGGGACUUUGAGGACAACGAGCUCACGUUUUUGCGAAUCUUGAUCAAGAGUGACGACAGCUUUGCGAAAAAUCCCAUAUUUGCCGUGGCUUCUGUCAGGCUGAUGUAUGUAGUUGAGGGGUGGACGUUCAUCCGCAUGCUGGACCUCAAGGGCAAGGAGACGCAUUGUACGUUGCUGGUCAAAUUUGAUCUUGAGGAUGCGAUGUGA
Saxophila tyrrhenica is the source of this 1737-nucleotide messenger RNA. RefSeq lists its product as uncharacterized. The record is from RefSeq and is a predicted model, not a curated record. The transcript has a single exon. Gene Ontology annotation, molecular function: phosphatidylinositol-4,5-bisphosphate phospholipase C activity. Gene Ontology annotation, biological process: release of sequestered calcium ion into cytosol; lipid metabolic process; phosphatidylinositol-mediated signaling. Bases 1 to 1737 code for a protein of 578 amino acids. Lineage: Eukaryota; Fungi; Ascomycota; Dothideomycetes; Mycosphaerellales; Extremaceae.